This is a messenger RNA of Bicyclus anynana (squinting bush brown), 4612 nucleotides long. RefSeq names its product metabotropic glutamate receptor 2-like. Bases 745 to 4392 code for a protein of 1215 amino acids. Gene Ontology annotation, biological process: G protein-coupled receptor signaling pathway. Gene Ontology annotation, cellular component: membrane. The record is from RefSeq and is a predicted model, not a curated record. NCBI's taxonomy places the organism in Eukaryota, Metazoa, Arthropoda, Insecta, Lepidoptera, Nymphalidae. The transcript is spliced from 17 exons. Gene Ontology annotation, molecular function: adenylate cyclase inhibiting G protein-coupled glutamate receptor activity.
CCCGCCCAGCGCGGACGUGCGCCGCCCGCCCGCGGACGACACGAGCACGAACUUACUCGCGCUCUACAAGAGUUUUAAAGUGUAUCAAGUGCUGUUCGGAACCCUCUCACGAAUUAAUGUUAUACAUCAUACAGACAGCGCGCUGGGGUUGGACUCGUAAGGGCGGAAGUUAGUUAGUGGUAAUUAAUGUUAAUGCGAAAGCCUAAACUUGUCGGUCGAUUUAUGUAAUUCUUAUUUUAUGUUUCAAAUCUUUUUAACCUUCGACCCAAAAAUAGGGGUGUUAUAAGUUUGACGUCGAUGUCUGUCUGUCUGUGUGUGUGUAUGUCUGUCUGUGACAUUAUAACCCUCAAACGAGUAGACAGAUUUCGAUACAGUUUUUUCAUUUGAAUAUUAAUUUUCUUUGACCUAGCAAAUUUAUAUUGUUGCAAAACCAUUUAAACUUUUAAAGUACAAAAAUACUUUUUCCGUACGCCUGCAAUUGAAUUUAAAAAAAAUUUAGUGUUUUAUUUAAAAAUAAAUAAUUUAUAAUUUUAUUAUUUAAACUACCGUGAGUUUAUAAGUUUAAAAUAUUUUUACCAUCAUAUAAAAAAAUUUACCACGGUGUGCACUCCAGAGAUGCGAGAAUGCGCUGCCUACCCUGAGGACUCUUUAUGAACCUAUUAUUGGAGAAGGAACAUAUUGUACUGUUGUUUCAUAAAGUUCAUACCCCAGUUAAACACCUUAAGCACGCCGCUGCGGGUGAGCAUGGCUCGCGCCGCCGUCGCGCUGCUGCUGCUGCUGGGCGCGCCGCCCCGCGCGCCGCACCGCGCCCCGCGCCCGCCCACCGCCGCUAACACCUCCGCAGCCUUCGAAACCUUUUACUCGGACAUACAUUUCUACGAAUCCAAUGACUUCCGCUAUAAACGUGAAUCCCAUCCCCUCAUCGGCCCGUUCGACAUCUCCAACAUGUUCAGGAAGAGAAAUCGGCUCAAGGAGGGCACCCCCCCGCCCACGCCGCCCACCGCGUCCCCUCUGCUGUCCGCGCGCGCGACGCGGCCGGCUCCGGCCACGGAGCGGUCUGCAGCAGCCACAGAGCUCACUGCUGCAGCAGCCACAGAGAUCACUGCUGGUGCAGCCACAGAGCUCGCUGCUGCAGCAGCCACAGAGAUCACUGCUCCGCAGCAUACCACAGUGAGCGGAACAGAUACUACUCUGAUCACUGAUCGACAUAUAACAGCAAAUAAAAAUAAAACUAUUGAUGAUUCAUCUGAAUAUGCUGCUGAAGCAAACGAUUUUAAUAUAUCAGUAAGAACAGAUGUUAAUAAAAGUAAUUUCGAAGUGAAUACUACAGUAAAUCUUAAAACAUCCGGUGCAGCCGUUUCUGUUGCCGAUGUUAAGCCGGAAGACAUUCAAAAUGUAAAACUAAAAAAUAAGUCAAAACAUAAAAACAAAAUAUCGCGCAAAUCAAAAAGUGUCGUGACGACUGAGCCCCAGCCUACCGUCGCCGCGUCGAAUGCUAGCGACAGUGAGACAGGUGCUGGCGCCGGCGCCCACCAUGCCGCCGCGGACGAGGGCGCGUGGCCGGUGAAGCGCGCCGCCGUGCUGGAGGGAGACAUCAUCCUCGGUGGACUCAUGAUGGUGCACGGGCGCGCGGCGGGCGGCGGGGCGGGCGGCGCGCGCUGCGGGCCGCUGAUGGCGCAGGGCGGCGUGCAGGCGCUGGAGGCCAUGCUGUUCGCGCUGGACGAGGCGGCGCGCGCGCAGCUGCUGCCGCCCGGCGUGCGGCUCGGCGCGCUGGUGCUGGACGACUGCGACAGCGACACGCGCGGGCUCGAGAUGGCGCUCGACUUCAUCAAGGGCUCCAUCAGCAACAUCGACGCGGCGGAGUCCGGCUGCAACUCGUCGGCGGUGCGCAAGGUGAUCUCCGGCGUGGUGGGCGCCGCCUCCAGCGUCACCUCGGUGCAGGUCGCUAACCUGCUGCGUCUGUUCAAGAUCCCGCAGGUGUCGUACUUCUCCACGUCGCCCGAGCUGUCCAACAAGGCGCGCUUCGAGUACUUCACGCGCACCAUCCCCUCCGACCUGCACCAGGCGCGCGCCAUGGUGGCCAUCGUCAAGCGCUUCGGCUGGCGCUACGUCUCCAUCAUCUACGAGGAGUCCAACUAUGGUAUAAAGGCGUUCGAGGAGCUGGAGACGCUGCUGCAGCGCGACGACAUCUGCAUCGCGGUGAAGGAGCGCCUGGCGAAGGACUCGGGCGCGGCCGACGAGCGCGCCUACGACGCCAUCGUGGACCGGCUGCUGUCGCGGCCCCGCGCGAGAGGCGUGAUCGUGUUCGGCUCGGACCAGGAGGUGGCGCGCGUGAUGGCGGCGGCGCGGCGGCGCGGCGCGGCGCGCGCGUUCGGCUGGGUGGGCAGCGACGGCUGGAGCGCGCGCGCGCUGGUGUCGGCGGGCCACGAGCGCGUGGUGGAGGGCACGGUCAGCGUGCAGCCGCAGGCGCGCCCCGUGCGCGGCUUCCGCGAGUACUUCCUGGCGCUGCGCCCGCACACCAACCGCCGGAACCCCUGGUUUGUCGAGUUCUGGGAGGAGCAGUUCCGCUGCCGGCUGGCGGAGGGCGCGGGCGGCGCGGGGGCGGGCGGCGCGGGGCGGGCGCAGUACGCGCCGUGCUCGGGCCGCGAGCGGCUCUCCGCAGACAACACGGAGUUCGAGGCGCAGCUGCAGUUCGUAGCGGACGCCGUGUGGGCCUUCGUGUACGCCAUCCGGGACAUGCACCGCGCGCUGUGCGGGCCGCGCGCGGGGCUGUGCGGCGCCAUGCGGCCGGUGAGCGGGCCCGCGCUGCUGCGAUACCUGCGUCAAGUGCGGUUUGUAGGACUCAGCGGCGACGAGUUCCAGUUCGACGCGCACGGCGACGGGCCCGCGCGCUACAACAUCCUGCACUUCAAGCGGGUGGCGCGCGCCGUGUACCGCUGGGUCAACGUGGGCCAGUACCGGGACGGCGAGCUGCAGCUGCGCAUGGACGAGAUCCAGUUCAAGUGGGAUGAGCCUCAGCACCCGGAGUCGGUGUGCAGCGCGGAGUGCGAGCUGGGGCAGGCCAAGCAGUACGUGGAGGGGGAGAGCUGCUGCUGGCACUGCUUCAACUGCACGCAGUACGAGAUUCGCUCGCCGCAGUCGGCCACGGCGUGCGUGGAGUGCGCGCGCGGCUCGCUGCCCGACGCGCGCCGCACGCGCUGCGCGCCCGUGCCCGAGCUGUACCUGCGCGCCUCCUCGCCCGCCGCCGUCGGCGCCAUGGCCUUCUCCGCCGCCGGCAUCCUGCUCACGCUGCUGGUGGGCGGCGUGUGGCAGGCGCGCCGCAGUACGCCGGUGGUGCGCGCGAGCGGCCGCGAGCUGUCGUUCGUGUUGCUGGCCGGCAUCCUCAUGUGCUACUUGGUGACCUUCGCGCUGGUGCUCCGUCCCACUAACUUCCUGUGCGCCGUCCAGAGGUUCGGCACCGGCUUCUGCUUCACGGUGGUGUACGCGGCGCUGCUGACCAAGACCAACCGCAUCGCGCGCAUCUUCGACGCCAGCAAGCACUCCGCCAAGCGCCCCUCCUUCAUCUCGCCACGCUCGCAGCUGCUCAUCUGCGCCGUCUUGGUCUCCAUCCAGGUGGUGAUCGUGGUGGUGUGGCAGCUUGCGUCGCCCGCGCGCGCCGUGCGCCACUUCCCCACGCGCGAGGAUAACAUGCUGGUGUGCGACUCGUACGUGGACGCGUCCUACACCAUCGCCUUCUUCUACCCGGUCGUGCUCAUCGUGGUGUGCACCGUGUACGCCGUGCUCACCAGGAAGAUCCCGGAGGCGUUCAACGAGAGCAAGCACAUCGGGUUCACGAUGUACACGACGUGCGUGAUCUGGCUCGCCUUCGUGCCGCUGUACUUCGGCACGGCGAGCCACGUGCCGCUGCGCGUCACCAGCAUGGCGGUCACCAUCUCGCUCAGCGCCAGCGUCACGCUCGCGUGCCUGUUCGCGCCCAAGAUGUACAUAAUACUGAUUCGGCCGGAGCGGAAUGUGCGCGGCAACCUGAUGCCGGCCAAGUGGCGAGCGCGGGCGGCGCGGGGGGCGGGGCCGGGCGCCGUGUGCGCCGCGCUCGUGGGCGCCGCGCCCCUGCCGCGCACCACGCCCUCCACAGACCUGUCCACCUUGGACACCACAGAACGUUCCACAUCCACCGACAGACAAGUGCAGACAGAGGACUUCAAGAGCAGUCCAAAAAACGGUGCCAUAGAACGCAACGGCCUCUGCCUCGACCCCAAGCAGUUGGCGGAGCUCGGCGCGCUGCCGGAGUUCCAGCCGGGCGGCGGCGCUGCGCGGCGGCGCCGGGCCACCGCGGAGCCCGCCGUGCGCGUGGCGGUGGCCGUGGUGGGCGCCAGCGCCGGGCCCGCGUUAUAGCGCGCCGCGCGCCCGCCGCGCCGGCCCGUGCUCGUGUGAGCCCGUGCCGACCUGCCGGUGCAGCCGUUGUGUUAGUGAAGUGUGAGAGUCUAUUUCCUGUCCUCUACCCACGACGCAAAGCUCACGUUGUGUUUUUAAAAAGUUUAUCGAACAAAUAUUAUGUGAUACUAAUUUUUAAGUUAUAGUUAGCUGUUUUUAAAAUAAAUAUUGACCAAAAAGA